Messenger RNA from Cryptococcus deneoformans JEC21, 1523 nucleotides. RefSeq lists its product as hypothetical. The record is from RefSeq and is a predicted model, not a curated record. NCBI's taxonomy places the organism in Eukaryota, Fungi, Basidiomycota, Tremellomycetes, Tremellales, Cryptococcaceae. The coding region runs from base 170 to 1321 and encodes 383 amino acids. The transcript is spliced from 5 exons.
AAGACCAGUUUCCAAGGCUUUAAUAGCGUUGUAAAGUGUAUGAAACGAUACGUGGCAGUUGGAGCCUGCUAGUGUAUUCGUGCUACUAGGUCACCGGAUCUCACAUUUCCACCAAGUCGCGAGGGACAUAGAACGUUUGCGAAUGGCCAACUCAAUAUAGUGAAGUAGGAUGAGUAGCUCAAGCGAUACAAGUGUCGAUGUGUAUAUAGGACCGAGCUCACCGCUAUUAGCCUAUACACCUUCACGCAAUGGUGCCUCAGGUUCAGCAUGGUUCCAGAAUGAGGAUGGCUCAAGCGAAUGUGAAGGAUCUUCAACGUUUGCCGUCCAGAUAGAUUCGCUGUACUUCGGCGACAUUGCAUUUUACUGGUCAUCCUCGGCAUCCUACUCUGUCCAAGCGGGUCUUGACGGAUCACUCCAAAGUUGUUCGACCAGCUCCGGCGUCGCAGCGCUUACUUCAAGUUUUGGAAGUCAUUCGGCGAGGUUGGAGUGUGCUGGAGAUGGGUCAUCCUCGGGAUUUGAAUUGACUGGAGUCAAGUUGAAUACGCAGGUCGUUUCAUAUGGGAGCCCAUACAAUUCAACCCUUGACGAUGCUUCAUCUGAAGUCACUUACAGCGGAUUUGCAUCUACAUCCUCAUCACAAUCGACUGUCCCUGUCAUAAAAGGAGGAUCCUUCUACCAAGAUACGGUGAGCUACACGUCGAGCGCAGAUGCAUCUGCGAGCUUCACCUUUCAAGGCUCUGCUAUCUACAUCUUCGGCAUGACAGGGCCCGAAUUUGGCUGCUUUUCAAUUUCAAUCGACUCGAUCACUAUUGGCAUCUACAACGCCUCGACAACAUUUGAAACAUACCACACUCUGCUAUUCUUCACCACUUAUCUCGAUGCCUCGAAUGAACAUACAGUCAAAAUUACGAACGAAAAUGAUGGGAUGCUACUGGCCUUGGACUACUUUGUGGCCGUUCAACCUGGUACUAGCAAUAGAAGUGGGAACACUACUAUCUCAGGAAGCACGACGACGAGCUUGGCAAAAGGAAGUACGGCAACUGCAGAUUUUGGAGAUGGAAACACGAACAGCAAUCAGGGCUCAGGAGGUGACUCUACAGCUGCCAUUAUUGGCGGCAUAUUAGGCGGCUUAGGGGCAUUGUUCCUCAUAUGGUUUUUCUGGGCUUAUUGGCGAUGGAAAAAGGCCGGAGGCCAAGGGGAGCUUUUUGGUGCUAUCUGUGGAGGAAGACGGAAGAAACCUGGACCUCCUCCUCCAUCGGAGCCGAAACAGUAUCCAUUAUGGCCUAUGGUCUUAUCAAGGCCUAAAUACGCAGUAGGAUGAGCCUUUAUUUACAAAUUACAGGGUAUACAUCUCCAUUAACCUGUAGAAAUGUGGUAAAGGAGAUGAUAAAAGAAGUACGGAAACAGUAAUCAACAGCGCCAGCCUUCUUUCAAGCUCUUCAUUCCAGUAACUAACUCACGUCACUGCUGUUUCCGUGUAAGCUGCCAUGACUUUCCUUUUUUUCAGGCUGCAUAGAUCCCAU